AUGAAUCCUCUUUCCGACCCACUUACACCAGUACCGAGAUCAGUAACGCCAGAGAGACCAGAAGCCGGGGAAUUUACCCAAAAGGCAGAUAAAGUAGCGAAAGGCAGUCAAGCAAGGCGGAUAAAUCUCUCAGAGCCCUCAUUAAUGCCACAAACGCCGGAAGAAGUCGCAACAGAGCGCCUCAACUUGUUGAUGGAGAUGGGGUUCGCACGUCAGGCGAAAAGCGAUGUGGAAAGCGCUCUUACGUACGCUGUGCAAACGAUUUCAACACAUUCAUGCGACGGAACACAAGAAACAGUCGGCAUGCGACUCACAAAAUCCAAACCGCGUUCAUUAACCCUGAAAGACCUGCCCACUGAACUAUUACGACUCGUCCUCUACGAAGCCGCCGUCGACUCCCCAGCCGAUCAACGUGUCCUCCUCGCCGUAUGCUCUUGUUGGAGAGAUCUCCUGAUAAAAAUGGCACAUCUCUGGACGACACUUCGUAUUUGGUCAGUUCACGACAACCCCUACAGAUUCGAGCGGCUAUUGCGGCGGCUUGACUUGCAACUUGAGCGCUGCGGCUCGCUAAUGCUUGAUGUUCACUGGCGUACUAUUCUUGUAGGUCUGGACAGCAAAGCGGCCGACUUAUUCCUAUUUCUGGCGAGAAGAGCGCCAUUUCCGCGGUGGAAGUCACUUGUGAUCGAGGUCUGCGAUAUCGAGAUACUCCAUAGCGAUCUUCUCGCACGAAUGGGCACGUUCUGUAAUCUCACGUCUCUCAAGCAUCAACGCUGCCAACCCGGUCGACUGUUAAAAUGGGUCAACGAGUCUGUCACAUCGAAACUCACUCAUUUCGAGCUUCAUGAUUGCGGAAUGCGGGUCGAACAAUUCAACACCGAACUUAACCGCAUCCUCAGCUUUGUUUCGGAGACAUUAAUACCUCAGUUCGACAUCAGAGCGACCGUAGAGCUACCAGAGAAUAUAAAAGCUAUCACCUCAUAUACCUUGCUCGACUGCUCUUUCCCGCACAUCACCUCCCUGACGACUCUGCGGCCUAAUCCACUGCGACGAUUCAAGAGUCAACACCUUCCAAGACUCGAGUACCUCUCCACCAGCUUCGAUAUGUUAGAAGAACCGAUAGACGCGCCCGUAAGGUUGGAACUGCUCACCAUUCUCGUGGUGUCUGGGUUCGAGUUCGAGGCGCUCGCACUGAUGACUCUCCCAAACCUACGGGUUCUCCGUAUUAAUGCCAAAUCGCUCAAUGAGCGGUCCUGUAGGCGCUGGAUGAAGGCAUGGUGCGUGGAGUCAUUGUCUGCGGCGUUUGAUCGACCAGAAAUGGGAUUAACGCCAACUCAAACCCUCGAGCUGAAUGUGUCACUCCCACCCGAUGUACUUGUAAAAGGCAUCACGAGGAUGGGUCGCAGGGUAAAAGAGCUAGUCGUCUGGAUGAAUGACGCGUAUGAGGGCUGGGAGGCUCUGCGGAUGUUCAUCCGCCAACCUACUCCCUCUCCACCUGUCGCAUCAACCUCGAAGAUCCCAAUGAGUGGGUCAAUUGUUGCACCAUACCUGCAGACUCUCAAACUACAAACAAGGGUUGUCCGUACAGAGGAAGCUGAAAAACUUUGGCGGUCCUUUAUGAACCGCAUCCUCGAGGAAAGACAAUACGCGUCUCUUGAGGGAAUCACGCUAUCGUGGGGAGAUUUGUCUGAGACAAAGGUUACCCAGACAUGUGCUCGAUUCUGA
Serendipita indica DSM 11827 is the source of this 1722-nucleotide messenger RNA. NCBI's taxonomy places the organism in Eukaryota, Fungi, Basidiomycota, Agaricomycetes, Sebacinales, Serendipitaceae. The record is from the annotation of a GenBank genome assembly.